UCAAAGAUUAGAUGCUAUUCCAAAACGUUUGCGAGAUGCCCUGCGAAUUUGAAAGUUUAUGAGAAAAGAAACAAACCCUAGCUUUUAGGGAUGGUUGCAAUGGACGCCAAGGACAUUCUGGGCUUGCCCAAAACCGCGAUUCCGAUACCGCAAGAGAAGAAAUCACGGUCUCAGAAGGACUCUCAGAGAAAACCAGAUGGAAUUUCCAGGGAGGUUUACGCGCUCACAGGUGGUAUGCCACCACUUAUGCCAACGAUAGACUCGUCCCAAUUGAAGAAACGCCCGCCAGUUGAUGAGAAGAUCACUUGGCAGUGGCUUCCUUUUACAAAUUCUGCUCGGAAGGAUAAUUUGCAGCUUUAUCACUGGGUUAGAGUUGUAAAUGGCGUACCACCGACGGGUGACUAUUCCUUUGCCAAGUAUAACAAGUCCAUUGACAUUGUCCAGUACACAGAUGAGGAGUAUGCGAAACAUUUGGCUGAUCCUAGUUGGACCAAGGAAGAGACAGAUCGAUUGUUUGAAUUGUGCAAACAGUUUGAUCUCCGGUUCAUUGUGAUAGCUGAUAGGUUCCCAUCAUCUCGCACGGUGGAGGAGUUGAAGAAUCGCUAUUACAGUGUAUCUCGAUCUAUAUUAAUGGCUAGAGCUACAUCUCCUGGAGAUGUUACGGGGAACCCUCUUGUUAAGGAAACUUACAAUGUCUCACAAGAGAAAGAACGCAAGCGAGCAUUAUCCAUGGUACUCUCGCAAACGAAGCAGCAAGAGCGAAAAGAUGCUGAGAUUCUUGCGGAUGCAAAAAGAAUAAGUGAAUCGCGGGUGGCUGCCAGGGGCGCUGAAGAGUCUGAGUUGCCUGUUGCUUCAAGUGCUGGUCAUGACAAUGCUGAUAGGGCUGAUGUUCCUGGUGACACUGUGUCACCUUCUCUUAAUGUUCAGCUUCCAUCUGCAGCAGUUGCACCUUCAACAUUGAUGGCAGACAAUGCCGCAACUAUAGCAUCUUUGCGCAUGCUUCGGGUGUAUCUGAGGACAUAUGCACUUGACCAAAUGAUACAAGCUGCAAGCUCAUCUGCUGGACUUCGGACUAUCAAGCGAGUUGAGCAAACUUUACAAGAUCUCGGGGUUAAUCUAAAACCAAGGGUUCCAACUAAAGCUGUUUGUGCAGAGCAUCUUGAAUUAAGGAAAGAAAUACUCACUCUACUCAAUCUUCAGAAACAGUUGCAAUAUAAGGAGGCUGAAGGUUCGUCUUUUCGCGAUCAUCCUUACGAAACGCCAGGCACUCCAAAGGAUCGGAUGUUUGUUCCCGACUCGAUGAGUUUUGGAGGAGAAAGGGUUGGUAAAAGGGAUCAGAAACGCAAGGCACCUGGAAGGAUAUCAGAAGCUCCAUCGUCGCCAGCCCAGUCUAAAAGGCCUAGGAAGCUCAAGGCAUCAGAUCUAUAGUCUCAGAUGUGUGAAGGCAAGAACAGCUUCCAACUUAGCAGAAUGCUCUAACAGGUUAUGCAGGUUGCCAAACUUUGCGAGGAGCUUUACUGAAAUGCAGAGUUCCGAGUUGCUAAUUCUUCUAACAGUAGUGAAAUAUGUACAAGAGUUGCCAACUGGCGCCCGCAUUAGGAAAUCUUUAAGUCUUGUUGCUUUCAUAUUCCAAUUAUAUCGAAUACCGUUCAAAUGAUGAAUAUUUUUGGGGGGUUUUUUUUUUUGGACACGGAUUUCUCUUUUUUGUUGUUAGUAAAGUUAACCUAUAUCUCGUCUACCAAUUCCAAGUCAUUAACAAUUAUCAAUUUCACGAGUGUAGUAACUAGCAUUACAUCUUAGUUAAUCUGGUAUUCUGGUUCGAGUGUAGUUACUAGCAUUUUCCUUCCCUAAAAUGUCAAGAAUGAUAUGCUUACACAACAUUUAAUAAUAAUUUUUUUUUCCAAUUGUUUUUCCCUCUCAGUUCAAAUUGUAGGAAGAUU
This is a messenger RNA of Morus notabilis, 1940 nucleotides long. RefSeq names its product SWR1-complex protein 4. The record is from RefSeq and is a predicted model, not a curated record. Gene Ontology annotation, biological process: DNA repair; chromatin remodeling; negative regulation of transcription by RNA polymerase II. Gene Ontology annotation, molecular function: transcription corepressor activity. Gene Ontology annotation, cellular component: nucleus; Swr1 complex; NuA4 histone acetyltransferase complex. NCBI's taxonomy places the organism in Eukaryota, Viridiplantae, Streptophyta, Magnoliopsida, Rosales, Moraceae. The transcript has 16 exons. Bases 91 to 1428 code for a protein of 445 amino acids.